Myzus persicae (green peach aphid) is the source of this 2691-nucleotide messenger RNA. RefSeq lists its product as uncharacterized. Gene Ontology annotation, biological process: cilium assembly; centriole elongation. Gene Ontology annotation, cellular component: centriole; centriolar satellite. The annotation marks the transcript as partial. The transcript is spliced from 8 exons. NCBI's taxonomy places the organism in Eukaryota, Metazoa, Arthropoda, Insecta, Hemiptera, Aphididae. The record is from RefSeq and is a predicted model, not a curated record.
UUUUUAGAUACUAACGGCACGUAUAUUGUACAGUGUCUUAAAGAUCAAGAACCGUAUAAGUUGUUGAGAUUCAUGACGAAACAUGUAGAUGAUAAUGUAAUAAAAUUUAAAAAUGUCACUCAGUCAACACGGUUGGAAGGCAGUACCGCUAAAGGUGUCACCAUCAAAGUGUAUGUGAGACUUCUUAGCGAACGAUCACCUAUAGUUUUGGGUGAAACAAAACAAAUGUUAGAUUGGACUGGAUUUUCAACUACUUUUAGUGAUCCUAGAUUUAUAAAAGUUCCUAUGUGGAAUAAUGAUAAAAUUACUGGACACUUGUCUUUAUCGUAUGCAUUUUCUAGAACAUCUACAGUCCAAAAAUAUGAAAAUAAUUUUUCUGAAAAACUAGAAGAAAAUAUAAUGGAUUUAGAAGAUCAUAAAAACCAACCAUGUAAACUUGUUGAAAUUUCUAAUCCAGUUGAUACUAUAAAUAAAAAAAAUGCAGAAGAUUAUAAAGAUACCAUUUCAUAUCAAACAAAAGACCAAAUAUACAUGUACAAUAGACUAUAUCCUGAAAAUAUUGAAGAUAAUUUUAGAAGUAAACUAACGUUAAAUGAAUCACCAAAAAUAGUUACAACUAAGGCAACAAAAGAUAAAGAAAUUCAAACCAACUUUGAAGUUCGUCAAUUAAACAAAUCUGUACAAACUCAAAUAAAAACUUUCAAUGUUGCAAUACAAGUAAGUAGUGAUGAAUUAGAAGAUCCUUUGGAUAAAUCAAAUGUUUGCGAUGUACAAAAUAUAUUUCGGUGCACUCAUGAAUUCACACUUAAUAUUGAAAAAAAAUGUGAUUCGACAUUCAAUUAUGUAACAUAUCAAUUUCCAGAAAGUGUUACUAAUAACAUUGGAAAAGUGAUCUCCAAUUGUCGAGCAUUCAGAACUUUUGGCAAUACUAAUAUUCUACAUUUGAUCACAUUGCCUACAACAAUUCCUUUAGAAACUUAUUUUUAUAACAAUUAUAAUAAAGUAGCUAUUGUAUUAAAUCUUCAUAAAAAUAAUGAUGACCCUCCAGAAAAGGUCUCACUUCUAGUGUCUCAUCUAAUUGACAUGGCUAAUAAGUUUAAAAACUCACACAUUGCCAAACAUUUAAUUAUAAACAAUAAUUCAUCUAAACCCGAAUUAUCUCUUAAUAAUGUCAAAAUACAAAUUCAUUAUAAACGUGUAUACCAUUCAUUGCCAUCCCCUGAACCAAAACUUAAAAAGUCGUGUGUUUCAUCAUACAAGACACUAAAAAAAAAUUCAAAAAUUUUUGUGGACUUGACUGAAUCUGAUUCUGAAGAUGAUAUAAAUAAGACAUACACAUUAUUAAAACACAAUAAUAGGAUUUCUGAACUGACUACUGAAAGCAGCACACAGACAGAUCCAAUACCUGUUAAAAUGUCACAUAAUUGCAUAACUCAAACAGAAAAUAAUGUGAUACCAGAAUGUAUAACUAUUGAUGACGAUAGUAUUUUAAUGAAUAAUGAAAAGGGAAGUGUAAUGUGCACAGACACGAAUCCUAUAGUUGAAAAUCAGCUAAGUUGUACAAAUGCAAAUAUUACACAAGACACUACAACUGUUGAUGGACAAUUCAACAAUAGUGAUAUUUUUAAAGCCAAAGUGAUUAUUGUUGGGGGGUAUAACUUACCGAUGGUUAAACUAAAAGGAGACACUAUACCUUCAGCUCCAACUACAUAUAUAAUCAUGGAAGCUUAUGGUGGCAGUAGUUUCUCGACAUCAUCUGUUGUAGAACAAACAAACCCCAUUUGGAACAGUGAAUGGACAGUUCUUACACCAAGAAAUAAUUUAAUAGAGGGAAAAUGGCUAAUUUUAGAGUUGUGGUGUAAGAAGUAUAAAAAUGAAUAUGCAGGACAUGAUCCAAAACGAGAUAUGAGACUUGGAUUUAUUUUAAUAGAUUCAUCUACACUUACGUAUGAUCUAAAUACAUCUUGUGGGUUAUAUGAUGUCAUUAGUGAAACUGAAGAACACCAUGGACAAAUUAAAGUUAUAAUAAAUCAAAUUAAUUGUGUUGAUCCUUGUAUAAAUAACAAUUUUAUGCCUCAACCAAUUAAUGAAAGAAUUAUUAUUCAAACCAAAAACAAAAGUAUAAGCAAAAAAAGAAAUGACGAUUUCGUAAAUGAAAUGAUCGGAAAAAUGCAAAUUGAAGAUAAUUUUCAUGUGGAAACUAGAAAUCCUAGAAACACUGUUACAGUAAGAGAUGGAAAAUUCAAUCAACAUACAGAUCUAACUGAAGAUUCCCUCCAAAAGUUUAGCGAGACUCAAUUAAAGAAUACAGUUGCUGAAUCUCGUGUAACUGGUUGUUUUUAUAAUAACGAUAAUGUAUUUGACAGUAUGGGAACUAUAAGUUCAGUUACAUCUUGGACAAGUUCUUCGGAUGAUAUAUUAUGCUCAAAUAAUUCUCAGAUCGUGAACAAUAUUCUAAGUAACAAAACCAAAAUGAAUCGAAUAAAACAAAUUAUUCGAGGUUAAAUAGUUGUUGAAUACUUACUUGUAGUACAUCAUUUAAUAUUAUAUCUUACCUAUUAAAUUUAAUGAAUUGUAAAGUUUCCUGUUAAUAUUAUUGUAUUCAAUUUAAUAUUUUUAUUUUUCGGUUUUAAAAUAAAGUAUAACUGAAAAUUAAUCCGUUUUGGAGAGUUAAAUAUUAGUAUUAUAUUA